Molecule: messenger RNA, 5322 nt
Organism: Alligator mississippiensis (American alligator)
Lineage: Eukaryota; Metazoa; Chordata; Crocodylia; Alligatoridae
Gene: FZR1
Product: fizzy and cell division cycle 20 related 1
Exons: 14
Coding region: 176-1657 (493 amino acids)
Biological process (GO): positive regulation of anaphase-promoting complex-dependent catabolic process; anaphase-promoting complex-dependent catabolic process; positive regulation of ubiquitin protein ligase activity
Cellular component (GO): anaphase-promoting complex
Molecular function (GO): anaphase-promoting complex binding; ubiquitin ligase activator activity; protein binding
Source: RefSeq, a predicted model, not a curated record
GGCUCUCGCUGCCGAGCCCAUUCCUCUGGGGCAGAGAGGGCUUCGCCCUCCGCAAGGAUCACGCUGGCACCUCUCAGUAGCACAAAAGCGUAUAACGGCUGUCGGAGACUGAUUGGUGAUUGGACUCCAUGAAUACACGGUUUUAGGAUUUGAACUCCCCAGUCCCCUGUCUACCAUGGACCAGGAUUAUGAGAGACGUCUCCUGCGCCAGAUCAACAUACAGAAUGAAAAUACGAUGCCUUGUGUAGCAGAGAUGAGAAGAACACUGACUCCUUCCAACUCUCCAAUGUCUUCUCCAAGUAAACAUGGAGACAGGUUUAUUCCCUCAAGAGCUGGGGCCAACUGGAGCAUUAACUUCCACAGGAUAAAUGAAAAUGAAAAGUCUCCAAGUCAGAACAGAAAAGCAAAGGAUGCUACCUCAGACAAUGGCAAAGAUGGCCUUGCAUACUCUGCCUUGCUGAAGAAUGAACUCUUGGGAGCAGGGAUUGAGAAAGUGCAGGAUCCUCAAACAGAGGACAGGAGGCUGCAACCAUCUACACCAGAGAAGAAGAGCCUCUUCACAUAUUCCCUCAGUACCAAACGCUCCAGUCCAGAUGAUGGCAAUGAGGUCUCCCCGUAUUCCCUUUCACCCGUCAGCAACAAAAGCCAGAAAUUGCUAAGGUCGCCUCGAAAGCCAACAAGAAAAAUAUCCAAGAUUCCUUUCAAAGUGCUGGAUGCUCCAGAGCUGCAAGAUGACUUCUACCUGAACCUUGUGGACUGGUCAUCUCUCAAUGUACUCAGUGUUGGCCUUGGUACCUGUGUCUAUCUGUGGAGCGCUUGCACUAGCCAAGUGACCCGGUUGUGUGAUUUAUCUGUGGAAGGUGAUUCUGUAACAUCAGUGGGCUGGUCAGAACGGGGGAACUUAGUAGCAGUUGGAACUCACAAGGGCUUUGUACAGAUCUGGGAUGCAGCUGCAGGGAAGAAAUUAUCCAUGCUUGAGGGUCACACAGCCAGAGUUGGUGCCUUGGCAUGGAAUGCAGACCAACUUUCUUCUGGGAGUCGGGAUAGAAUGAUCCUUCAGAGAGACAUCCGGACCCCACCACUACAAUCUGAGCGGCGGCUUCAGGGCCACAGGCAGGAAGUGUGUGGGCUAAAGUGGUCUACAGACCACCAACUCCUGGCAUCCGGUGGAAAUGAUAACAAGCUCCUUGUCUGGAAUCACUCCAGCCUGAGUCCCGUUCAGCAGUACACAGAACACCUAGCAGCAGUGAAAGCUAUCGCAUGGUCUCCGCAUCAGCAUGGCCUGCUGGCCUCGGGCGGCGGGACAGCAGAUCGCUGCAUACGUUUCUGGAACACUUUAACUGGGCAGCCUUUACAGUGUAUUGAUACUGGGUCACAAGUGUGCAAUCUGGCCUGGUCCAAACAUGCCAAUGAAUUAGUGAGCACUCAUGGAUACUCACAGAACCAGAUUCUCGUCUGGAAAUACCCCUCACUAACCCAAGUAGCAAAGCUAACGGGGCAUUCAUACAGAGUUUUAUACCUGGCAAUGUCUCCUGAUGGAGAAGCCAUAGUUACAGGAGCUGGAGACGAAACCCUGAGAUUCUGGAAUGUUUUCAGCAAAACCCGCUCAACAAAGGAGUCUGUGUCUGUUCUGAACCUUUUCACCAGGAUACGGUAAACCCCACCUACUGCACACCAUGAGACCACAGUAUGAUAUACCGGGAGAAAACCACUAACUUGGCGUGCAUGGAUCCCCAAUAUAUCAACCAGAAGAGGGGGAGGGAAGUGUCACUGGGAUUGAAGGAUGGACCUUCAAGAUACUUAUUAAAUACAUGAUUGUGAACCAUAUUGGACAGUAUGUGGGAUUUGGACUGGGAGGGUGAUGGAACUGCCAAAGGCUUCACUUUUCAUCAAGGGGCAUGGGUACAAGAGGGAAAACUGAAGAAAAAAAAACCUAAUCUGAUGUUGUACACUGGGCAGAACUUGUAUGAUAUGGACCAUUAACUAAGACCAGACCAAGAGCAUCCCAACUGCUGCUUUGUUACAUAUGAUGGGAGAAGAGUUUCCUUGUCUCUUUGGGGGGAAUGGUUUUAAUAUGCUGCUGUGGGUCUCUCAUUCUGCAAUUUGAUCAACAUCUUUGAAAGCAGGAGCUAGCCAGGCUUGAUCAGAUCUAAUUGGUGCAAAGCGACACACCUUUGAGCUGGGCAGUGGCCUCUCAAAUAACAAGGCACUGUUCUAGCCUUGCAUCCAUUUUCCAGGUAAAAUGGAGAAAUGCUUAUUUUUCCUCUUUAACACAGUGUUCUCCAUUCUUAAAAAGAUGCUGCAGUACUUGAUAUGUCCGUUCACUUAAAUCAGUUUAAUUUUCAGCACCUCUGAUGCCUGGCUAUAAAAAUGAAUUCUUGUCUCUCAAUUUUUAGAAAGGUUUUAAUGGCCUUCUCAUGUGUUUGAAGGGAAAGAUUACUGCACAAUCAACGUUUGUUUGUUUUUUAAAAGAAACAAUACAUGUUCAAGGCUGGUCUUUAAAUUUUUAGUUGAAUGCAUACAAACAAUGGCUUUUAUGAAGAUCCAGGAGUGUUUAUUUGGAGCUUCCUUCUGUGCCAAUUAUUGCAAACCAGUCACUGCAGAGUGUCUUUCAGAGGACAAAACCAGUUGAGAUGAGUAUGUAAAAAGACUACUGUGGAUCUGUUUUCAAGGCAAGGCGAUUGUCUUUUCCACUUAAGAAGAAGGAAACAUCAUGUCUAAAUCUCUGCACAACUUUUUUUUUUUUUUUUUAAAGAAAGGGAGAGGUUGGAUGCUUUUUCUUUCUUUUUUUUUCUUUUUAAUGAAUUAGGUCAAAGCCAGGGACCCAUUUUUAAGUUGUUAUGGGAGAGAGAUCCUGCCAGUGUGGAGCCUGUGUGAAGAAUGCAGUGGGAUGUGAUGCAAAGCACUUGAGUGUGUAUGUUGUUUUUAAUUUAAGAGAAGCUGUUAUGCUUGCAGCAGCCUGUUCCUGUCUCACUUUGUACAUGUGCCAACGCUCACCCAGCUGUGCUUCUGGCUCUUCUGCUCACCUCUUUGCCUCCUUUGUAACACAUUUGGAUGUAAGUGCUGUGUCCUGUUUUUUUUGUUUUGUUUUUUUUUGUCGUUGUUUUUCCGUGCGUGUGUAUAGACCUCGUCCUGUGUCAGUACAGUGUGUAGGCAGAUACCUUUUGUGAAAUUGGACCGCAGGGCUAGGGGAGGUGUGGAACGCAGCUGCUUCCCCCCCCCCCAAACAUCACUAACCCAUUUUUUUGGAAAGCAAAGGCAUCCAAGGUGGCGAGGCUGGCAAAAUGUAUUGGUUAAUUCAUUCCAUGUUCACAACGGCCUUGACUGAGCAUGCCAUUCAUACAGUGCCUGGAUGCUGCUCUCCUCAGUGGCUUGACACAAGCAUUGUGUGUACUGCAGAUGCUUCCAGGCUCUUGUGUGCCAGGUACAUGCCACGUUCCUUAGCAAAGUUGACAGCCUUGGGCAUCUUGAAAGCCAAAAGUGGGAUCAGAAAAUUCUUAUUUAUUCCCCUGCCCCUCUCUCCAUUCCCAGUCACAAUCUCAAACCAGCUCUGCUUUGCUGUUUUCUUGCUACGAAACUACUGGGAAUUGUAAAAAUAGUCUAAUGGCUUCCAGACUCCUUUCCUGCUGUUUUGUUACAUUCAUUAGCAUCUUUAAACAUCACAAUGCUGAAAUAUCCAUCGUAAAGCUCUGCAGAAUUGUUAUCCAAUUAGAUUAAGUUGGGCAAGCAUGUUUGAAUUGAAAACACCACCUGCGGUUCAGCAUGGUUUAUAAACACUGCCUGUUCCAUUUGUAGUUGCCACAAGAGAGUAGAGUGGACUAGGGGAAAGUACUGCAUGUGUUUAUAUGUGGGGGGGGGAGCUGCUUCUGUAGAUUAGUAUCACACCUGCAGUCUAGGCUUUGAGAACUCUCACUUAAUUUCUUAUGCCCAGUCUCUAAACAAAGGACGGGGAAUUUUGAAGCUGUCCCUGAGGUAGGUGUGUGUAACACCUGAGGGGACAAGAUGCUUUGAUUUCUAUUUGGAAAAUGCACACAUCUAUUUAAUGAGAGAGCUCUGAGGGGUUUAUAGAAAGGAAUGGCAGAAAGCCAUGCAUACCUGCAGAUACUAUUGUGGGGUGGGAAAGGUGAAACUUGGGAUGUGCAGUGUUCCUAGUCUGCCCUUUUUAGGAGCGAGUGACUGCACUGGCCUCAAGCAGGCACUAUUAACAGUUCAUCCUCACUUCUCCUUGCCUUGUGAUAGAGCAGAGCAGACUCGGAGGACAUUAGCCAAGCUUUUCCAUAUAUACACCUUAAAGCCACUUCUGCUGAGACGUUUGCCUGAAGAAGUGUUCAAGCUUUAGACGAGAAGUGCCGUGGUCUGAUGUGUCCAACUGCUAUAGGGAUGUGUGUGGGAGCUUCCUUGUUUCCUACUGCAGCUCCAGUGUAGAAUUGCAUUCCCAGAGUCCAGCAGGGAGGGGGUAUCUCCUUAGUCAUUCUCUUUUUCUCUCAAUAAUAUUCCCCUCACUUAGUCACACAGGUUUGGCAACUGCAUUGCCAUCCCUCUGUUUGCUUAGAAAGCAAAUCAAGACCUGCUCUUAGAUAGGACCAUUACUUUUUCACUUCCUUAUUUGAUCAGCUCAGCAGGGAAGGAUAGUUGCCCCCAAUCCAUAUCUGACUUAUGGUAGAGUGAAUUGGCAAUCUGGCAAGCAUUUAAAUAUAUCUGCCAAGGGAAUAAAUGGUGGGGCUGAGAGAGGAGGAGGGAAGUUAUUUUACUUCUGCUUAUAGUACCGGAACUGUAAAAUAGUGUCCCCUUUUAAAAAAAGGAUGAUGGCAAAAUGUAAAGGGAACUGUUCCAGUGACUGGCUUCUUUAUGUCCAUUCAAGUAACAACCCCUAUUCCCCUCCCUGCCCUUCCCCUACCAUAUGGUCCCACUUCACAUGCAGCUGCCAAGGAAGGUAGAUGGCUGGGUCCAUGAAAGUGCCCUCAAAAGGUAUCUCGCCAGGGUGUGCGUGUGUGUGUUUGUGGGUGUGCAAGUUUGUCUAGAUUUUUCAUGUAGGCAACUAGUGUGAAGUGACCGGCUGUCUGGCGUGUGCUGAUUAGCGUUGUAAAUUGGAAAAAAAAAAAGGCAAAAAUCUUGUAUGCUUGUAUUUUCAAUGUAUGAAGCAUAAAAGUACUGAAAUGUACAGUUCAGUUUGAACAAAGGGUUUCCCCUCAGAGUUUAUGCAGAUAAAUCUAAGAACUUGUGGCAUUGUUACAUAUAAUGCAUCCUAUGGAAAAUAUAGAGAACAUUGUAACUUUUUCAUGUAAAGCAAUGUUACUGGCAUUAAACAAGUUGUGAAUUUAA